This is a messenger RNA of Dioscorea cayenensis subsp. rotundata (Guinea yam), 822 nucleotides long. RefSeq lists its product as uncharacterized. The transcript has 4 exons. Bases 1 to 822 code for a protein of 273 amino acids. Lineage: Eukaryota; Viridiplantae; Streptophyta; Magnoliopsida; Dioscoreales; Dioscoreaceae. The record is from RefSeq and is a predicted model, not a curated record.
AUGGGGAAGGAGAUUGCACGGGCCGACAUUCAUGGUAAGGAGGUUACUAGUUACGAUUUGCUUUUUCUGUUGGGAUUCAAGCCACUACUUUUUGUGGACGGAACUCACUUGCUUGGUAAGUACGACGGGAUUCUGUUAAGUGCUACUGCCAAAGAUGGCAAUGAGGGUAUCUUCCAUGUAGCAUUUACAGUAGUAGAUAACGAAACAGAUGAUAAUUGGACUUGGUUUCUUGCUACCCUCAGGGAGGCAUUGUACGGAGAAGAUGAUUACGACAAAGUGAACGACAGCCUUGGGAAAUCAUUGAAAGAACAAUGUUGGUCAGUAAUCAUGAAAAUUGAGUACGCGUACACGUCUAAAGAGUUUGAUGAUGUAGUUGUUGAACUUGUAGCGCUUUCGAUCGAUACACAUGAUUGGUUGUUACACAAGUCUGACAUUGAUCAUUGGUGUAACUAUUUGUUCAAGGUUGUGCGGUGGUACAAGAUGUACUCUAAUGUAGCGGAGUCUUUCAAUGCCUGGAUCAAAGAGGCAAGGCAUCUACCGGUAACAAGCAUGGUUGAUACUAUAAGGAGAUGGGACGUACAUGGAUUGCCAUGCAAACAUGCAACUGUUGCGAUUAUGCAAACAGACACAAAUGUGUACUGCUAUGUCGACGAAUAUUUUACAACAGAAUCGUAUCGCCGUGCAUAUGUCGAACCAAUAUACCCGAUCCCUGACAGUGACAAGCCAUCGGAUGACGCCCGUCAGCUGAAAAUGCGGCCACCGAUAGCAAAGAAACGACCCGACCGUCCACGAAGAAAACUGGAUCGAAUCACAAGCAUUUGA